AUGAGCGACCUCCUCAACUACAUCCUCACACAAGAAGACUCCUUCAGAAAGAACCGCCUCCCCUCCCUAUACUCCGACUUCACCCUGCAAAAGAAGACGAACCCAGAUGGCUACGCUGUCAAUGUAGCCGCAUGGGAACACGCCCUGACAAGGGCAGCGAAACGAGGUCACUUAGGGACAUCGAGCUCACAUUCCCGCGCGCCAGGCUCGACGACUGCCCAACGAGUGAAAAGUGAUCAUUUGAUAUUGAGGACGGACGAUUCGCUGCUGCGGGAUCUGGAAAUACCCGAUUACGGGCGACCUGUGGCUAUCGGUGCGGUGCUGGAUGAGGCGAUUCGGAAGCAUACCAUGGUCCCGCUGCAGCUGUACAAGGCUAGUGCGGCGAGCUUGCGGAAAGGCCAGUGGGGGAUCAUUGAUCCUGGGGUCUUGAGUCCAUGGAAUGUGAUGGCGUGGGGGAUGAAGCAGCUGAGAGGCUUCGUUGUCGGGAGCAGUCCAGAAGCCGCGCAUCGCUUGCAGGUUCAGGAGCUGGUGCUAGUAGAGAAUCUCAAGGAGGCUGCAGAUAUGAUAGUGAAGCAGGCUAUCAGUGGUACUCCAAACAAAAUGGAUCUUGUCUACUCCAAGGGCCGUUUCAUAGCGGAUUUCGGAACCGUGUUUACUAAAGACAGUGAACUAUCCAAUGCUGACUUCGAUGUUCUACUACUCUAUCUAUCACGAGAUAUUGGUGCUAUCGCAUAUGAUGGCAGGACAAUCAGGUUCAGACCCUCGAAUGAUUCUCCACGAGAAAUUACCGAGCAGGAUACGACGAUUGCUUCUAUCAAAUCUCUCAUGUCGACGAUGACGGAGCAGAUCGAUCAGCUGGAGAGCAAGGUUGAAGACCUAAACACAACAGCGAAAGUCGCGCUGCAGAAGAAAAAUCGCGUUUCGGCAUUGGCGGCGAUGCGCUCAAAAAAGCUUGCCGAACACAAUUUAAAGCAGAGACUGGGUACCAUGACACAGCUCGAAGAGGUUUAUUCAAGAAUUGAGCAGGCCACAGACCAAAUCGAAUAUGUCCGAGUCAUGGAAGCGAGCACGGGUGUGCUUCGCGGGUUGCACACUCAGAUUGGUGGCACGGAAAGGGUCGAGGAUGUGGUUGAGGAGUUGCGUGAAGAAAUGUCCAAGGUGGACGAGAUAGGAAAUAUCAUGAACGAGGUGGCUCCUGAGAUUGAUGAGACUGAGUUGGACGAUGAGCUUGAGGAACUGGAGAACAGAGAGCGACAGGCCAGGGAAGAAAAGGAGGCUGAGGAGACUCGCAAGCAACUCGCCGAGCUAGAUCACCUGGAACAGAGAGCCGCGGAGGCUGCGCGCCGGGCCGCAUCAGAGCAGGAGGUAGAAUCGGCAAUCGAGGAGAGCAUCGGAAAGCUUUCUCGUAUGUCGGUUGAGGAGAAUGCUGGGACCAUGGCUCAGUGA
Aspergillus clavatus NRRL 1 is the source of this 1446-nucleotide messenger RNA. RefSeq names its product putative vacuolar sorting protein SNF7 family protein. Bases 1 to 1446 code for a protein of 481 amino acids. The record is from RefSeq and is a predicted model, not a curated record. Gene Ontology annotation, cellular component: multivesicular body; ESCRT III complex; cytoplasmic side of plasma membrane. Gene Ontology annotation, biological process: vesicle budding from membrane; late endosome to vacuole transport via multivesicular body sorting pathway. NCBI's taxonomy places the organism in Eukaryota, Fungi, Ascomycota, Eurotiomycetes, Eurotiales, Aspergillaceae. The transcript has 5 exons.